AUGAAUAUGUGUAAAGAGCCCGCGAGGCGCUGCCCCCCGGGCGCCCCUGGGACCCAUGCAGCCGUCGGCCGCGCCCCUGGAGACACCUGCGCGGCACCUGCGCCGUGGCCGAGCGCCGCCGCGUCCCGACGUGGGCCUCGUCCCCUCGCGACUGGCCCGGACGCGGACGGGUUGGCGGCCGUUCCAUUUGUCGUGCGGCGCAUUAUCAGGCGUCCCGGGGCGGCCGCGGGCGUGGGAGCCGCAGGGGCGCUAUUGUCUCCGGAGGGCGUAGCCGGCCGCCCGCCCGCCCCCCGCGGCGCCCCGACUCCCGGCAAAAAAGGACGAGCGGGAACUGUUGGAUCCUGCGCCGACGGACAGGCGGCCCUCGAGCCCGACGGACGACGGAGCGGCCUGUCGCCGGGGCGCUUGUGA
This is a messenger RNA of Penaeus indicus, 411 nucleotides long. RefSeq names its product cuticle collagen 13-like. The transcript is spliced from 2 exons. Bases 1 to 411 code for a protein of 136 amino acids. The record is from RefSeq and is a predicted model, not a curated record. Lineage: Eukaryota; Metazoa; Arthropoda; Malacostraca; Decapoda; Penaeidae.